Molecule: messenger RNA, 816 nt
Organism: Brassica oleracea var. oleracea
Lineage: Eukaryota; Viridiplantae; Streptophyta; Magnoliopsida; Brassicales; Brassicaceae
Exons: 2
Coding region: 161-592 (143 amino acids)
Source: RefSeq, a predicted model, not a curated record
UAUAAAUAUCUUCUCCUUCCUCUUCUUCUUCUUGUUCCCUUCCCUCACAUUGCUCUCCUGCUUCAUCCUCUUUGCUCUCGAGUCAAAAUUAGGGUUAGCUGACGCGUCUUCUCUCUCUCCAGAGUAUAAACGUUUGUGUGGAGCUUUUUCAGAUUCAUCAAUGGAGGUAUUUGGAAAAUCUCCCAUGGUCACCUCUGCCAAUGUUAUUUACUUAUCUGCGAUUCUAGGUCGCGAUACCGACGAGUCUCACAAAUGUGACUGUAAAUGCGAGAACGAAAACGUUUGCGGGAACAUGUACCGCUGCAAACUAACCGGACUCACCCACGUCUGCGACUACAACUGUAACCAGAGGAUCCUCUACGACAACCACACCUCUCUCUGCCGAGCCAGCGGCAGAGUUUUCCCUCUCUCGCCUGCCGAGGAGCAGGCGGUUAGAGGUGUGAGGAGGAAGCUUGACAGCAGCGAGAGCGUUCCUUCUUCUGAGGGUUGUUCGUUUAAGCGUCGUCGGCAUGGUUCUUCUCCUUUUGAGAGGUCUUUCACUGCUGUGAGUCCGAUAUGUAGCCCGGCUGGAGACGGGAUGGAGUUGAGUUAGAUCCUUGUUGAUGAUCAUCUCCUCUGUUUCUGAGACCUGAGAGAGGCUCUUUUUAUCUUACCUAGUAUAACUUACUUUUAUCUUUUUUUAUCUUUUUUUGGACAUCUAUGGAUAAGAGACACAUGUGCUAUUGCUCUGACAGGGAGGGUCUAGGCAUCUUCCCUGUCUGAAAAGAGAGCUUUAUCUUUAGUAUUGAUGAAAUUUAUGUAGGAGAGACUUUAUUA